This is a messenger RNA of Acytostelium subglobosum LB1, 933 nucleotides long. RefSeq lists its product as hypothetical. Lineage: Eukaryota; Evosea; Eumycetozoa; Acytosteliales; Acytosteliaceae. Gene Ontology annotation, molecular function: protein binding. The record is from RefSeq and is a predicted model, not a curated record. The coding region runs from base 1 to 933 and encodes 310 amino acids. The transcript has a single exon.
AUGGUAACUGGUGAGACGCUUUAUCAUAUUGACUUGGUCAACUAUGAAGGUGAGUUGAAGGCCGGACAUGGAUGGUCUAAUCAUAUUGUUGGAUUUUAUGAUGGUGGCACCUGCAUCUUUAAUCCUACUUCAUCGACAUGGGUCCACUCCAACAAAAACGCAUUGUUCAUGCGCAAUGGUAUCCAAUGUUCAUCAGUUUACGCUCGAGACAACAUCUAUGUGUUUGGAGGUGAUGGCCCCAACAUUGAAGAUAGCUACGUUUGGUACUCAUUAGUGGAUCAGAAAUGGUCCAUCAAGAAUAUUGUCGGACCAUCAGUUGAAGGUGGAUCAAAUAUCUCUGCUUGCUUUGAUGGCCAACGAUUUAUAUACUUGGUUGGUGGCACUCACAAGGGAUACCUCUUGAACAGAGUGGACUGCUUUGAUGUCGAGACUGGCACAUUUAGACAUGUUGGCACACUUCCCUAUCAUUUCAAGUCAGCAGUGUCUUUCUUCCAAAAUGGUAUCAUAUACAUUGUCGGUGGCUAUGACAAGGAGGACAAGAAUCUAGGCGCGAUAUUUACCUUCAACACCUUGAACCUUGGAUCCAACAAGUUGUUCAGACAACUCCCUACCUAUGUUGAUAAUAAGAAGAAGAUGAGUGCAUGCUUCGAUGGCAAGGAUAGAGUAUACUUGUCAAGCAAUGGAUGGUUCCAUUAUAUACUUUUGUCUAGCUUGGGUGGACCAUUCACAUUGACAUCGCCUCCCUUAACGACUUUUCCUUCUGACUUCACAUUGUUCUUUGUUCCAGGCUUUGGACCUACGCUCUGUGACAGUGAGCGCAUAUCAAUGUACAAUACAAUGUAUAACAAUUGGGAACAAAUAUACACGGGCAAGUUACGAGACAUUGCAUGGUGCCAUAUUACUGCCGCUGCUGUUGUUGAAGAUACAACAUAG